Molecule: messenger RNA, 747 nt
Organism: Botrytis sinoallii
Lineage: Eukaryota; Fungi; Ascomycota; Leotiomycetes; Helotiales; Sclerotiniaceae
Exons: 2
Coding region: 1-747 (248 amino acids)
Source: RefSeq, a predicted model, not a curated record
AUGUUCUCCAAAGCUUUCAUCGCCCUCCUUGCCAUGGCAUCGGUCUCCUUUGCAGCUCCAACUCCUGUUGCAGAAUCCACAGCUGAGAACCUUGUCGAGCGAGCUGUCGCUUACAAGAUGUUCACCGGUGAUGGAUCCAACUGGCCUGCUAUUUCCGCAUGGACUACCUUUGAGACCAUGUGGGCCAACUCCCAAGCCGUCAUGACUAUCUCCUGCAACCAAUUCGGCGGUGCUGCCAACAACUCUCCCGCUGAAAUAGCCAACAUCAAGUCCGCCAUUACUUCAGUUGCCGCUUCUUCCGGUGUCGACUCCCGAUUCAUCCUUGCAAUCGUCAUGCAAGAAUCCGGGGGCUGUGUUCGCGCUCCCUCUACAUCCGGACAGGUCUUCAACCCUGGACUCAUGCAAGACCACAACGGUGCACACAGCUGCAACAUGAACGGCAACCCAAUAAGCCCAUGUCCAGCUGCCACCAUCACCGGCAUGGUUAAAGAUGGAACAGUUGGUACCUAUGGGGUCGUAGGUGGUGGUGACGGAUUGCAACAAUGCUUGACCCAGAGUGGAUCUCCAAAGACUGCUCAAGGUGCCUAUGCCGCGGCUAGAAUCUACAACUCUGGAACCUAUGUCAAGGGAACCGAUCUCGGCGCACCACUCUGGGGUACCAGCUGUUAUGCUAGCGAUGUUGCAAACAGACUUUUGGGAUGGGCCGCUCCAGUCACUCCUUGCGUUCUCAAGAACCCGGUUCACUAA